Fundulus heteroclitus (mummichog) is the source of this 2854-nucleotide messenger RNA. Its product is annotated as ras-related protein Rab-19. The transcript has 4 exons. Gene Ontology annotation, molecular function: GTPase activity; GTP binding. NCBI's taxonomy places the organism in Eukaryota, Metazoa, Chordata, Actinopteri, Cyprinodontiformes, Fundulidae. Gene Ontology annotation, cellular component: trans-Golgi network. The record is from RefSeq and is a predicted model, not a curated record. The coding region runs from base 716 to 1393 and encodes 225 amino acids.
GGUGAGGAAGAACCGGAAAAACUGAUGGGAGAAACCCGGUGGGAGGAACCAAUGUGUGUGUUUAUGUGCGUAAGGAGAGUAGCUAGUGCCUGGGACUGCUAUAAAGAGACACGUCUUUUAACGCCUAAUAACCAGAAGAUUCUUUUUUGUUGUUGCGAUACUAAAGGCCUGUUCACGAGCACAUAAAGGAUGGGAUGGAUUUUCGUGCUGUGUUUUUUUUUUUUUUUUUGCCGUGGGCAGUAAAGUGGGUCAACACCUGAGAAGGAGGUGAAAGGAGAAGCUGAACUGAGGCAGUGUUGUCCUGCCGAGAGAGCACAGGAGAGGCAGGAAAUCUACUCGACUUUUUGCAAACACAUAAGCGAAAGGAUUGCAGAACUAGAAAGAAAAAUACUGUCGUUUUGAACAUCUCAAGAAGCAGCUGAUUUCUGGUGCUUUUGCUACAUGAAGGACAGCAUCUACUCUGGUGACUAAUAUUCUGCUUAAUUGUUGUUGCUUGAAACAAGUUCUAAUAGUUCCUUUUUUAACUCCUUAUCAUUUUGGGCCGGUUUUCAUUCCUCGAUUCAACCAUGAAGAUAACCCAUCACCUCUCAGCCUCAAAGGUCAAACAUUCCAAGUGAUCUACAGUGCAAGCCGAAGGCGAGAUCAUUUCCUCCGUUCACGCCGGGAAAAAGACUCACCUUUACUUUCUACUUACUUCUCCACUGCACCUCCAGCCAUGCAGGCACCGGCGCCUGAGCACGACGACACUUUUGACUUCCUGUUUAAGAUCAUCCUCAUCGGGGACACCAACGUGGGGAAGACCUGCGUGGUCCAGAAUUUCAAGUCCGGCGUUUUCUCCGAGAAACAGCAGAACACCAUCGGGGUGGAUUUCACGGUGAGGACCGUGGACAUCGAAGGGAAGAAAGUAAAGAUGCAGGUGUGGGACACAGCAGGUCAGGAGAGAUUUCGCACCAUCACGCAGAGCUACUAUCGCAGUGCUCAUGGCGCCGUGAUCGCCUACGACAUCACACGAGGCUGCACCUUUGACUCGGUGGACCAUUGGAUGAAGGAGGUAGAGCUGUAUGGAGCUGCCAAUGUACUCUUAGUUCUAAUAGGUAACAAAUGCGACUUGGAGGACGAACGGGAGGUUCCGUUUGAGAAAGCCUGCAAUCUGGCAAAAGAAAGAGGCAUACUAGCUGCUUUGGAAACAUCUGCAAAGGAAAGUCAGAACGUGGAGGAAGCCUUCUUGCUGAUGGCCAGGGAGCUGCUGAAUCGCAAUGGCCUUCAUUUCCAGCAGGGUGACGUUGAGGGCGACGGCAUGCCUCGGAUUCUGCUCAGGGAGAACUCUCGCCCCGUCGACAUCAGCAUAGGCGCCUACAUUCCUCCAGAGAAAGAGAAGAAGUCGUGCUGCUGAUGCAGAGUAGCUGGGACUGAAGAUGCCGAACAACGUGAAGGACACUUUUCCUGCCGAGAAUGCUGAGGAAUGAAAGAAAGACGAAAAAACCCGGAUGCAGAUCUGUAGCGUCGAGGCGUGAGGAAUUGUGCAUCUGCCCAAACGCAGCCUUUAGAGACAUGGUGACGGAAAGUUUGUUGUAUCUGAUCUGAGAGGAAUGCCGAUGAAGCAUCUGUACCAGCAAGAUCUGUGAUCAGUGUUCAGGAGAAGCUACAAUCAAGCAAUCUUCUUUCAUAUCAACAGUUCCUUGAUGCCACAUUAGCUCACUAUUGCGAUUUUAAACUCAAAUGUUCAAAAUGUACAUCUUUGGAGCACAUACUAGCCUCAGCCAUGUUGUUGUCAACAAAAGUAGGGUGCUAAGUAUUUAGGUUUUUUUUUACAGUGCAAUUUUGUUAAAAUACUGUUGCAACGCUUUUGGAAAGACUUGUAUUUUACCCGUGUGGUGUCUUCAUGGCAAGCCUUAAUCUUUUCUCCCUACACUGUGGACUUCAGUAUCUAAAACAACUUACCAUACACAACAACACUGUGAACCAUAUAUGUCUGGAUUUAUCUCAAGACACAACUGCAAGGAUGAUAAUAAUAAUAACAAUAGUCUUAUUUUAUAACGAGCAGCUUUCAGCAAACUCUUUCAGGCUGUCACCAUGAACCAAUCACAGGUAACAGGAUGAAGUCUGAGCUCUCAGGACAACGGAUCGUUUGACAUUCCCAAGCCAAUGUGAACGUGUGGACUUUGUCUGAACACUAGGUGGCGCUGUGCUCCAGCACAUGAUCUUUCAGGGCUCGCUGGAUGGCGUUUGUGUUGCAUAAUAAAGAGAAACAUGAUUUGAAAAACCUGUCCAAACAGAAACAGUUCGCACCGAGGCUCAUUCAGGACUAUACAUAGGCCACUUUAUUGCUAUUUUAUGGAAAAGACUUACUGUAUUAUUUCAGAGGCUAUCACUUGAAAUAUGUUAUUUUGUCAUAUUUCAAUCCCGAACCCUAACAAAAGCCUAACAAAAUACAUAGAGUUUUGCAGCUGAAGCAUGACAUUAUGUGAAAAAAGCUGGAGGAGAGUGUAUACUUUAAGUCACUGAUGGGAAUCCCCGUGGGUUGGAAAAACAGUCUGUGCUCUAACCAGCAAGCAAUUAACGAUUAAUAUCUAACUUGGCUAUUGAAUCAGCUAUUUCCUUGCUUUUGAUUAAUGCAUCACCAAAAAUGGAAAAUGGACUACUUGAGAUUUGCCCUUGAGACAGAAUUAGGAUUCAGAGGCCAAAUGAAACAAAACCCCCUUGUUUUUGUAAUAGACUUAAUGUCUCCAUAAUCAUUCCUGCGCAAUAUUAGAUCACUAUAAUAAAUGUUCUACUGAACAGUCUAGGUAGGACUUUGGACAAAUUCUCCAAAAAAAUGUCCUCGUGGAACAAGCUGAGCCAAUGUCUGCUUCCU